UUAGUGUCAUCGCGAGCGUGCAUCGCUUUAGUCGUGUAUGUGACUCGCCGAUAUUAUAUUGUUUGCAACCAUUGUAAUAUGAAUAUGACAUGGAAAAUCGCUAUGCGCCGCCGUAAAACUUAUCUUAUCGUGAGAUCAUAACCUAACGGGAGUGUGCUUAGUAAUAUUUCUAUUGUGCACUAUUUUAUUGCUGUUUUAGUUAGUAAAAUAAUGAAUUUGACACGCCGCCGCAGUCUUCUGUUUGAAUCGUCGUGAACCUUGUUGUGGGAUCGAUUUUUAGGUGUUAUUAAUGAAAUUACAAAGGUGCUCGCGAGUGAUACUGUUAUAUAAAAGAACCUGUUUCCUAAGCGUACGAAUAGGCGGUCCGUCGUUGUUACUAUAGCUGUGCGCCGCUUAGAAUCGAUAAAGUUGAUAAAAAAUGCAUAUUUUCCCCAUGGUUUCAUAAAGGAUUGGGUCAAUACCGACUUGCCGGCUUGAAUGUUGCAAUAUCAAUCGAUUUUUUUGUUUAUCCGCUGAUACAAUUAUUUUAAUAAAGUGUGACCGUUUAUUUCGUGCUAAUUGUGUGUUGGUGAUGAUUUCAUUCGAUCGUGCAGUGCAGUGUUCUAGUUUCCAGGGAGAUACAUCGCUUAACGAAUGCCAUCUCACGACGACACGUCAACGCCAAGGACCCCUGUCAAGUUAAAAUCGUACGAAACAUCAAUAACAUCUACCAUUAUUAUGUGAUGAAGUGUACCGAUUAGUGUGUUAGUUUCUACGCGUAGCGGCCAUUUUGAAAAUGGGCGCCAUCUUGUUUUGUGCCAGCUUCGGCGAUCUGUUCACGCACGCUGUGCUGCUGUUGACGCUGGGCGUAUAUUCUUCAUAUGGCGGGGGAUGCACGUUCCCCGAUAGCUGGACCGGUAGCUGGUUCUUGUCCGGCUACCCAAGCCUCAUAGCAAUCAACUCUACACACAUACAGUCCAAGGGGGAGUGUUCUGAGAGAGAAUCGACCGACAAGUUUCUUUUAUAUGACAGGAGUGAUGACUCUUACAGAUGUAUGGUGAUACAUGAAAAGCACAAAUAUGUACUGCAGUACAAAGAAAGUCCGGUUUGGCCCAAGGAUUCUCUGUCGACGAUAUGCGAGCAAAUCAGCGGCGACGCCCCCCUUUACUCCAUGUUCCGGAAGGAGCCGCGGCCGGUGCCACAGGAGUGUCCGUUCCAUCCGGCGCCAUUCACUUUCACAUACAACAGAGGCACAGGCGACUGCACAAAUCCACCUUCCCGGGCCGAGGCGUGCACAGACAACUCCAGACUACUGCUGCGGUACAUGGCCUGUCCCGAUGUACCGGGAACUGAGAGCAAUGUGGAAGAACUGGUCUGCCUAGCGACCUGGAAGGAGGGUUCCACCCGGUACUUGGUCGGCCAAAUAUCACAGGUGCAGAGGCGGAACUCAAUAGCCUCCGAUGAAGAUACUUACAGAUGCUUCAUCUACAAAGGCCAGCAUAGUGAUAAGAGUAUGACAUACAACAUAGCUCAGUCCGGCGACGCCACUUGUAAUGGCGUAUCGUCACCCACCGACGGCAGUCGCAUUAUGAAACUUACCAACAGUGACGACGAGCACAACCGCUGCCAUUUCCCCUCGUGGAUCUUGGAGCACCACAAAUGGUUUAGUUUGGACCAUACUCACCAAUACCACUUUACUACGAAGAAUGCUACACUUAAGAUUAUGAACGCAGACGGCAGUUACGAGGAGAAGAGGCUGGUGUGUCACUCUAUACUGGAACAGAAAGAGAAGAAACACAUAAAGCUGGUCGCACACGUGACUAGGGGAUGCGAAUCAGGCCACGCUUGCCUCAAGUUCUACCGUCGUUCCAGCGGCGUGUUAGAACUACAACAGGGGUCCUCUCUAUGGGACAGCCCUGAAGACGCCUGCACUGCCAGGGGAGAUCCCGAGCCGUAUCUCACCCUCAUAUCUACAAAUUUGGUGCCGAUGCGUUGUCCGAUACUGGGUCGGUACAACGUCGUGAACUCGCCCACAGAUCGUCGCAGAAGAAGACAGCAGGCGACUAUAGGCAGCGAAGUGGCGACGGAAUGCGUCGCCGGCGCAUAUGAAAGCGUCAGUUUCGGAUGCGGCAAUUCGCAGGACACCAUAGAAUUUUCAUCUCAUUGUGCUACCACAGUGUACACCUGCUAUGGGAGUUGGUCCUCAUCAGGCAGCGGGUACCUAGUAGCAGCCCCUCUAGCAAGAGCUUCUACUCAUCCUCACACCGCCUGCCUCGUGUAUAGAGACCCGCGCACUAACGAAACUCGUUCGGGCCGCAUGUGGCUGAGCGUCGCAGGCGGUUCCUGUGAUCGAGCCCUAACAGCCGCCGAUACUGUCUACAAUCUCACCGUUAAUGGUACAUGCGAGCAGAGCAGUAAGUAUAAUAGCGGCACCAGUCGAGUUACAAGCACAGCACUUAUACUCGUGACUCUACUCGCCGUCAGAUGAUGUCUUGUUAAGACUUGUUCGGCCGUGGUUUGCGUUUAGAUAGUCAACUCGAUAUUAUGAUACUAAAGGGGACAUGUGGUAACUUAUGUUCGAUUUUACUUUGUAGGCCUGAAAACCGCAGUCUGAGAAUGAGUGAAUAGAAAUUAAAAUGGCAUGGUUUUUUUUUAUAACUUUAAGGUGGUUGAGGUUUGGUCCGUGAUAAUGUUCCUGCUACUUCCUUAAGGAUCAGGCAUUUGAUUUGAUUUCUAUAAUAUCCUGGUGGACAUGAAAAAAGAAAAUAAAUUUUCCGAACAGUUAGAAAAUAUUAUGUAGUCUGGUAACACUGUCUCAAAUCCAAAAAACGGAACUCGUAUAGGAUCACUUUGUUGUCCGCCUGACUGUCUGUUUGGUUAAGGGUUAUUGGAUAUAUUAAAAAAAAGUUGCUCCAAGGAGAAUAAAAA
Messenger RNA from Chilo suppressalis (striped riceborer), 2907 nucleotides. The record is from the annotation of a GenBank genome assembly. Lineage: Eukaryota; Metazoa; Arthropoda; Insecta; Lepidoptera; Crambidae.